Molecule: messenger RNA, 678 nt
Organism: Caenorhabditis remanei
Lineage: Eukaryota; Metazoa; Nematoda; Chromadorea; Rhabditida; Rhabditidae
Exons: 5
Coding region: 1-678 (225 amino acids)
Source: RefSeq, a predicted model, not a curated record
AUGAAAUUUGAGUUGUCGGUGCGAUGCAUGUCAGAUUGUUUUGUAGUUGUGGAAAUUCAGGGAAUAUUUUGGGGACGAGCAAUUUUCCAUCUUAACACAACUAAAGCUAAGAUUUUCUGGAAACAAUAUGAUGUGUCGUCAAAACGGAAACAAAAUGUUUCAGUUCGUAAAAAAAAGUGCCAUCGGAGCCAUCGACAGAAUUUCAACAAGUCUUGGAGCAACUUUUUGGCCAACUUGCACUGCGAAGUGAACUGCUGGACAACAUCCGCACAGUACCCAGAAGAAGAAAUCGAAGGAAUCGAACUGCCAACGACGACAACAAGAAGACGUAAUACAACAACUACAGUACCCCCGACGGCUACGGCUCGUGCAACAAUCACGACAAUUACAAGACCACCACCUCCACCUCCAGUUAUUCCAGAAAGAAGAGAAGAGCAUACGGGUAGAAUUGGACACAAAAAUGUUUUGAAGAUUCUCAUUCCAGCACCUCUCCGAGCAAAAUAUGUUUCUCGUAACACAAUUGUCGAAACUUCGAGAGAAAAAGUUCCAGAAAAAGAAGAAGUUGACGAGAAACGUCUGACAAGUGCAUUCUGUGCACGAAUGUUGGAGAAUGCGAAGAAUUAUGCAGUCACUUCGAAAACAGACAUAACCUUAUUUCCCGAAGGGAAUAACUUCUGA